UGUAGGUUUCGUGGUUUCUGAAUCCCUAGACUUGAAACCAGGCGGGAAGAUCCUCUUCAGCCUCAAAAGAUGACAGCCCACAGAGAGGUAACUUCUAUUUGCAUGGAACUCAGAAAUCUCCUGCAAAUCAUGGCUCAACUCAAGCCUCAUUUCCUCCAGAAGGCUUCCUUAAACCACCUCUCUCCAGGACACAGCCAGGAGAGCCUUAUCUGUACCCCUGGGGCUCCUUGUGGCAUCAUCUGUCCUAGCCAGAUGGACCUGUCUCUCCCAGGAACCUUGAGCUCUCCCAGACCUGAAAGUCUGUGGUGUAUACUUUAAAGGAACCAGCCUAAGUGUUCAGUUACAUGGCAUUCUUAUCCAUCUUCCAGGGGAGUUGGGCCCCCACCCUGUCCUGGGCUACAGCCCAGCUCGGGACCCACUUUCCCCGGCCGGGGCCGCCCUGGAGAUCUGAGGCUGCAAACGCGGCGGGGGAACCUAGUGUGGGCGGAACUCGAGUGCAGCGGCGGGAGGCUUCCGGGGGAGCCGCAAGGGCAACGGGUCGGCGGAGGCAGAAAAGCGUCGGACGCCGGGCCGAUCAUGGACGCUUGACAACCUGCGGGCAGGCGCCGGGAGGCCAAGCCAGCGACCGAGAGGACGGAGAGGCGGCGAGGACAGAUCUCAAGACCAGAGAAUGGCAGGCGAACAGAAACCCUCAAGUAACCUCCUGGAACAGUUUAUCUUACUAGCCAAAGGUACCAGUGGCUCAGCCCUCACUGCUCUCAUAAGCCAAGUUUUGGAGGCUCCUGGAGUAUAUGUCUUUGGAGAACUGCUGGAGCUGGCCAAUGUGCAGGAGCUUGCAGAAGGAGGUAAUGCUGCUUAUUUGCAGUUGCUGAAUCUGUUUGCCUAUGGAACAUACCCAGAUUACAUAGCCAACAAGGAGAGCCUGCCAGAACUGAGCACAGCUCAGCAGAACAAGCUGAAACACCUUACCAUCGUGAGCUUGGCGUCAAGGAUGAAGUGUAUCCCCUACUCCGUGCUGCUGAAGGACCUGGAGAUGCGGAAUCUCCGGGAACUGGAAGACCUCAUCAUCGAGGCUGUCUACACUGAUAUCAUCCAGGGCAAGCUGGAUCAGCGAAACCAGCUGCUAGAAGUGGAUUUCUGCAUUGGCCGUGACAUCCGAAAGAAAGAUAUCAAUAAUAUUGUCAAGACCUUGCAUGAAUGGUGCGAUGGCUGCGAGGCAGUCCUGCUGGGCAUCGAGCAGCAAGUUCUGAGAGCCAACCAGUACAAGGAAAACCACAGCCGAACUCAGCAGCAGGUAGAGGCCGAGGUUACCAACAUCAAGAAGACACUCAAAGCUACUGCGUCCUCCUCAGCUCAGGAGAUGGAGCAACAGUUGGCUGAACGAGAGUGUCCCCCCCAUGCUGAGCAGAGGCAGCCCACUAAGAAGAUGUCCAAAGUGAAAGGUCUGGUCUCCAGCCGCCACUAGGGCCGGCUGGGGCAGCUGGCACUCACCAGGCCUGGGUCAGGUGGGGAGGGGACACCAAGGGCCUAUUUCCUCCCCUCUCUACCUUCCAUGAGUUCCAGACCUGCCCAUCCCCUCACCAGCGCCUCCCCCCACAUUGGUACUGUUCCAGAAGAACCGUUAACUCCCUUCCCUCUCCCACUCCCUCUUCCCCAGUUGCUCCCUUCAGACUCAGGGGCUCCACGGAUGCCAUCCCAACAGGGCCAGACACUGCCCAGCUUCCCUCCAGGAGGUUCUUGUCUCUGUCUAAGGGCUUGUAUCCCUCCCAGUUUUUCUUUUGCUUCGUGUCAUUUUGUCAGGCUGGUCAUAAGCUGGAAGCAGCUUUAACUGGCCCACAGGGAUGACUGCGAAGGAGGCCCCUCUCUGAGUGACGGGAGGCACUCCUUCUCCAGCCCCAUGUGCCACAGUGCCCACCAUGGUGCAGGCGCUCUAGCCAGGUAUCAGAAUGCUUUGUUUUCCCUCUCCUGCCUUAUCCCUUGUUGGCAGCUCAGAUCAGGCCAUGGAGGGAUGUGAUGCUGGGCUAUGUUUACUAAACCUGCGGGUUUUCAGCCUCUUACGCCCAGCUCCAGUCUCUCAUUAGUUGGGAGCACCGGGCUGAUUAACCUCUGGAAUUUGAGCACCCGUAGGGGUCGCUGCGGGUCUGCUGGGUGGCGGAAGUUUCUUCCGGCUUGGUGUUCUCCGCUGGCCUCGCUCCCUGCUGCCUCUGACUACUCAGACUGGUUUUUGGUGUCAAGACCCCGGCUGCCCACUGGGGCUGUCUGCCAACACUUGUUCUCCCGAGAUCUUUUAAUUCUUCCCGGCUGCAUCCGUGGUGGGGAUGGUGGUGUUGAGGCCCCUCUAUCUGGUGAAGGAUCUGUUGCUGCUUCUGUUUCUUUCUUCCCACCCUCCCUGGCUGGUGACCCAGAGCCCUCUGAUGAUGGCAUUCUCCUGGCAAGAGAAAAGGACUUGACUAGCCUUUCUGAACUUGAACAGUUUCAGGUUAUAUUUUAAUUUUUUUUUUUUUUUUUUGUACAGGUUCUGAUUCUAAUACAUUUCAACAUGCUUUUUUCCCCCCUCGUGUCAAUAUUUGUUAUAGAGUAAUCGCCGGGGAGUUUCACCUGGUUGGAGGGUGGGGUGUGUGUAUGUGUGCGUGUGGUGGUGUUUUUUUUUUUUUUUAAGGGGAGGUGGAGGUCCUGGACUGAUAUUAAAGAGAGAAAAAGCACAUUUUAGAAAACAAAAUAAAAGUAGAUUUAAUGUAUGUGACUGUGGAAUGUGAGGUUGCAUAGCUGGUAGAUCUUGAGGGGCUAGAAUUAGGGUGGUUCAGGGAAAAUGUGAUACUGUUUCAGUGCCAUGGUUAAAAAAUGGAUUUCUCCUUUUUCCAAAAUGUCCAACAGCUGCCUACCAUUGAUCAAAUGUUAACAAAAUACUCUUGUUUCCCUUUUUAUGAUUUAUGUCCCCAUAUAACAUUAUGCCCAGCUGGAGGGUUUAAUUCCCAAAGUAUGUUUCAUGAAACCCUUUGAUAGAUGCUCUGUGGAAAAGGGGUUCUGUUGUUAAAUAAAUUCGGCACAUCCUGCA
Messenger RNA from Aethalodelphis obliquidens (Pacific white-sided dolphin), 3055 nucleotides. It is a transcript of the gene COPS7B, whose product is annotated as COP9 signalosome subunit 7B. The record is from RefSeq and is a predicted model, not a curated record. Gene Ontology annotation, cellular component: COP9 signalosome. NCBI's taxonomy places the organism in Eukaryota, Metazoa, Chordata, Mammalia, Artiodactyla, Delphinidae. The transcript has 10 exons. Gene Ontology annotation, biological process: COP9 signalosome assembly. Bases 671 to 1465 code for a protein of 264 amino acids.